AUCCGCGAAGCGUCACCACCUCUUAAACCCUACUCCUUCGCAGGACAAGUCGCCACUCAUGGUUGCCUAUCAUGGCUGCAAUCACGCGAGCCGUAGGCCAAUCAGGUCGUCGUUAUCUCGUUGAAAGAGUGCUACAGGAGAAACCAGGACCGCUUGGACAAGUGUAUCUCGCUUCAGCUGGCAACCAGCAAUACAUCUUGAAGAGUGUGCCAAAGAACGACUUCAAAUAUUUUCAAGACAUGUUCAGCGAUCUUAGAAGGUCCCCCUACAUCCGCGUGGCCGAUGAUGCAAUUCCCGACCAAUCCAUAUUUGCCUACAAAUACUUCAAGGACCAUCUACUUUCUUUCGCUCAGAAAGACACGCCACUUCCUCUAAUAAAGGGAAUAUUGAGGGACUCUCUCCGAGGCAUUACGGCAUUACACGAGAAAGGCAUCGUGUAUACGGAUAUCAAGGCAAAUAACAUUCUGGUGAAUUGGGACGAGACAGACGGUAAUACCACCAUUCAGCGGGUCCAGAUUGCCGACAUCGAAGAUUCUGACCCCGAGGCUCAUGCAUCUGGUCAUGUUCACAAGCCGUCAGAUAUCUUCUCCUUUAGGAUCGUCUGCAUCUAUGCUGUAACCAAACGGGUCAUUUUCGCCGUCGCCGACGAGGAACUCGAGGAAGGCGAGGACAAGCUAGCCAUCCAUCUAGGAGACAGCCCUUGGACCCAAAUAUUCACCGUGAUUGCAGAGGGCUUUAAUAAAGAGCAUCCUCGGGAGCCGUUCGCGCUGAAAGAUAUUGAGUCAGAAUUCAAGGACCUAGUCGGAAAGAUGACGAAUAUUGACCCGGAGGGGCGAAUCACAGCGCACGAAGCUUUGUUACAUCGAUGGUUUGCCGAUGCAGUGUGA
Messenger RNA from Trematosphaeria pertusa, 887 nucleotides. Its product is annotated as calcium/calmodulin dependent protein kinase. Gene Ontology annotation, cellular component: cytoplasm. Gene Ontology annotation, biological process: protein phosphorylation. NCBI's taxonomy places the organism in Eukaryota, Fungi, Ascomycota, Dothideomycetes, Pleosporales, Trematosphaeriaceae. The record is from RefSeq and is a predicted model, not a curated record. Gene Ontology annotation, molecular function: protein serine/threonine kinase activity; ATP binding. Bases 72 to 887 code for a protein of 271 amino acids. The transcript has 5 exons.